AGGAAAAAAUGCAAAGCCGAAUACGGCGGCGUAGUGGGAACAGCUUGUAAACAGAAACCGCCUAUCGCUUUUCCCUUUUAACCACCCUCCUUUUUAUAGUCAAUUAAGAUGACACCCAUAAGCAAAGCGGGUUCAAACAAGCCAGGCUGCCUUGUCCGCGUUUCUCUUCCUUCCCUUUGCCUCUGAUUCGUUGACCCACAAUCACUCUCCUCAAUCCCCAAACACGAUUCACUGUUUCGCAAAAGAGCUCUUUAAGAUCUGUUGUUUUUCGAUUUCACAAUUCCAAGGUCAAAUCUCUUCUCCUCCUUCCCUUUCUUUUUUUUUUCAUUUGCUUCUCUGCAUUUGUUUUUUCAGAUCCGCUCUCUAGAUCGAAACGACACUAUUUUCCAGAUCUGGGUUUGGUAAUAUUUGUCUGGAAAUGUCGGUUUUGCCCAAAGGUGAUUCGGUUCAAAUUCGAGAAGUUUGGAACGAUAAUCUGGAAGAAGAGUUUGUUUUGAUCCGUGAAAUUGUUGAUACUUACAAUUAUGUUGCUAUGGAUACUGAGUUCCCAGGUGUUGUUCUACGCCCCGUUGGAACUUUCAAGAACGUAAGUGAUUAUAACUACCAAACUUUGAAAGAUAAUGUGGAUAUGUUGAAAUUGAUCCAGUUGGGUCUCACUUUUUCGGAUGCCAACGGGAAUCUUCCCACUUGUGGAACCGACAACUUUUGCAUUUGGCAAUUCAAUUUCCGCGAGUUUAAUAUCAGUGAAGAUAUCUUCGUUAGUGAUUCCAUCGAGUUGUUGCGUCAAUGUGGGGUUGAUUUUAAGAAGAACAAUGAAAAAGGUAUUGAUGUGAAACGGUUCGGUGAGCUUUUGAUGUCGUCCGGGAUUGUGUUGAAUGAUGAUGUGCAUUGGGUCACUUCAAGCGGAUAUGAUUUCGGAUAUUUGCUUAAACUUUUGACCUGCAGGAGUUUGCCCGAUACUCAAACUGGCUUCUUCAAUUUGAUCAAAAUGUAUUUUCCGAUGGUAUACGAUAUCAAACAUAUGAUGAAGUUCUGCAAUGGCCUACAUGGUGGUUUAAACAAGCUGGCCGAGUUGUUAGAAGUGGAAAGAGUUGGUGUAUGCCAUCAAGCUGGUUCGGAUAGUUUGCUCACAUCAUGCACGUUUAGGAAGUUGAGGGAUAACUUUUUCAAAUCAGUACAGAAAUAUGCAGGUGUACUGUAUGGCUUAGAGGUCGAGGGCGGGCAGAAUUCGGAUUAAAAGAGAAAAUAAUUGGGAAAAAGGAUGUAGACUACUAAGUGUGUGUGACUUAAUUUUAUUUGUAUACAUUGGCCAAAGAAGAAAGAUUGUUGAUCUAGUUGUGACUUUUUCUCUUUUGCUUGCAUUGUAACUAAAACCUGGUGUUCAAGUUGAAGUCCAGUGUAAAUUAUGCAGUUAGUCUUUCAAUAAUAAUUGUAACAAUUACCAUCUUAUUAUUUUAA
Gossypium arboreum is the source of this 1458-nucleotide messenger RNA. RefSeq names its product probable CCR4-associated factor 1 homolog 7. Gene Ontology annotation, cellular component: CCR4-NOT complex; P-body; CCR4-NOT core complex. NCBI's taxonomy places the organism in Eukaryota, Viridiplantae, Streptophyta, Magnoliopsida, Malvales, Malvaceae. The record is from RefSeq and is a predicted model, not a curated record. Gene Ontology annotation, molecular function: poly(A)-specific ribonuclease activity; nucleic acid binding.